Molecule: messenger RNA, 1587 nt
Organism: Suillus paluster
Lineage: Eukaryota; Fungi; Basidiomycota; Agaricomycetes; Boletales; Suillaceae
Product: phospholipase C/P1 nuclease domain-containing protein
Exons: 3
Coding region: 152-1369 (405 amino acids)
Biological process (GO): DNA catabolic process
Molecular function (GO): nucleic acid binding; endonuclease activity
Source: RefSeq, a predicted model, not a curated record
CUUGUAAUUCGGCUCUGGAGUCUGUUUUCCCAAUUUGUCUUUCUUGUUUGUGGAGGCGUUCCUGUCUGGCUGUGUGUUCGGUAUUUCUUGGUAUAAGUACUCUCAGUAAUUGUCAUUCACACCCGGUAUCGGUUGUAACUACACCACCACGAUGCGCUUUCCGCAGGUAUCGUUCGUUCUCGCAGCAGGGUCUACUAUCGUACCAUACGUCAGUGCAUGGGGAGCCGUAGGUCAUGAAGUAGUCGCGACAGUCGCUCAGAUGCAUCUGCAUCCUUCAGUCAUGCCCAUACUAUGCGACAUCUUGAACUACAAAGGCGAUUGCCACCUCGCUCCGGUCUCUACCUGGGCAGACAAGAUACGCGGCCAAGCGAAGUAUAGGUGGACAGGCCCACUGCAUUAUAUCGGCGCAACGGAUGACUAUCCCAGCGAAACUUGCGCUUUCCCAGGAGAGAAAGGUUGGGAGGGUAGAAGGAAUAUCAACGUCCUUAGUGGCAUAAGGAACGUCACAGGUGUUCUGGAGGAUUACAUGGACCUGCGCAAAGCAGGCUUGACCACUACGAGUGAUGACGACGAAGCGCAAGUCGCCCUCAAGUUUCUCAUUCACUUCGUGGGGGAUAUGCACAUGCCGCUGCACCUCACUGGACGUGAUCGAGGAGGGAACGGAAUCAAGGUCUCAUUUGACCAUCGUGUAACAAACCUUCACUCUCUGUGGGAUGGCCUUCUGAUAGCCAAACGAAUCCGCACAAUCCCCUCCAACUAUACCCGCCCUCUUCCACUUCCCGAAGUCGAGAGUUACCUUCGGGGCACCAUUUAUGACCCUUACAUCCGUCGUAUCGUCUGGGAAGGCAUCAUGGGCAAGUAUGAAGAUGAGCUCGAAUCGUGGCUUACAUGUCCUACCGAACCCUCCGUGCAACCCGUACAAAGUUACUUGGAGCAAUGGGUAUCUUGGACGUUUGGGCGUCGCAUAGGGUCUUGGAUUUUGGGUUCGCGUCUCACAGAUGGAGGCUUAAACACCGAUGACGACACCUUGUGUCCCUACUAUUGGGCAACUCCCAUUCACGCUCUGAACUGCCAGAUCGUCUUCCCGGCGGCCUUGGAUAAACCGCCGUACAACCAUGUUUCCUUCUCUGGAACCAAUGAUCACGCCUGCAACUCAUCCAAUAAAGCUCACGAAGUCCACUGGCUUUCUGCACCGAGGAAGAACCCGUACCUCGAGCUGGACACGCCCGUGUAUUCCGGGGUUAUUGAGGAUGAAUGGAUUGUUGAAAAGCUGAUGUCUCAAGGUGGCAUUAGGCUUGCAGCUGUGUUGAAUUGGCUCUUCGCGGACGUGCAAGACUCCACUCUUUCAAAUAGAACGUAUACCCUGUAAUCGUGAAGCACACCUCGCACUUGUACAUAUAUGUAGAUCAUGGCUUCGUUAUAUAUCAAAGCCCGAGUUCGCACCGUACUCAGUCAUGCGUAAACAUAUUGCAUUGGCAAAAUAAACAUGAUUUGUGCAUAAGUACAUGACUAGUCAUAACGAUUGAGGAGACCGGAGUUGCAGUCAACCUAAAGCAUAAGAGUAAGUAAGGUGUUUGACAUAGCACU